AUGGGUGUCCUCAAACCCGACGAAGACUUGACCGGCCUCGCGCCAGCAAACCUCCUCCACACCAUCACCACCUUUCUCACAGCGCACUACCUCCUCCUCACCCUCUCCUUCCUCUUCCUCCGCGCUCUCGUCAAGAGAUAUGCCUCCCCCCUGCGGAAGUACCCCGGUCCCGUCCUGGCAUCCAUCUCCCGGCUCUGGAAAGUGAAAUCUGUCGCCUCGGGCCGGACCCAUCUCGAACAUAUCGACCUGCACCGGAAAUACGGCCCCGUCGUUCGCAUCGCACCAAACGAAGUCUCGGUCUCGUCCCCCGAGGCGGCGAGGACGCUCCUGUCAGCAGGGAAGAGAUUUUUCAAGACGGAUUUCUACGGGGUCUUCCCCCCGCCGGAGAACCCUGAUAUUUUCACCGAAACGAGGGAGGACGUCCACGCUAUGAAGAAGCGGGUGGCGAACGUGCCGUACAGCAUGGCGGCGAUGCAGCAGCUGUCGCCGUUUAUUGACGAUACCAUCGAGCUCUUGGCGACGAAAAUCAACAACCAUAUCGAGUCGUCGCCCGAUGGAGAGUUUGAUUUGGGGGAUUAUUUGCACUAUUUUGCGUUUGAUGUGCUGGGAGAGGUGGCGUUUUCGAGGUCGUUUGGGUUUUUGAAAGAGGGGAGGGAUGUGGACAACGCGAUCAAGACGAUUGAUAACAGUCAGACGUAUAAUGGGAUUGUGGGGCAGGUUCCGGAGUUGGAUUUUUUGUUGCGGAGGAAUCCGCUUUGGCAGUUUGUGCCUUGGUUGAGUACCAAGAACGCGUUGAUUACGAGGAUGGCGCUGGAGGAGAUGGGGAGGCGGCAGCCGUUUGAUAAGGAUAGGGGGGGUGGGUUGAGGGGCGGGGUUGGGGUGGACGGGAGGAGGGAUUUGAUGGCUAGUUUGAUACAGGGGCAUUUGAGGGAUAAGGAAAGGUUUGGGGUGGGGGAUGUUUUUGCUGUGGCUCAUGGGGCCAUCUUUGCGGGAUCGGACUCGACGGCGUCGACGAUGCAGAGCUUCUUUUGGCAUAUUUUGGAUUCGAAGCCGGUUUACCAGGCGUUGCUGAGGGAGAUUGAGAACGCGGUGAACACGGGGGUAAUCCCGGCCGAGGGGAAUAUCACCUGGAAUCAGUCGCAGAGUUUGGAUUACUUGCAGGCCUGUCUCAAGGAAGCGAUGAGGGUGAGGCCGGCGGUGGGGCUCAACAUUACGAGAUUGGUCCCGCCUGAGGGUGCGGAGCUGGAUGGACAUUUCUUCCCUGGAGGCACCACCAUCGCGGCGAACGGGUGGGUGCUACAUCGUGAUAAGGAGACGUUUGGGCAAGAUGCAGACGAUUUCAGACCUGAGCGGUGGUUGGAGGACGAGGAGAAAGCGAAGAAGAUGGAGAGGUAUAUGUUUCAGUUUGGGGGUGGAAGCCAUCUGUGUAUUGGGCGGAACUUGGCGCUUCUGGAAAUCAACAAGGUGAUUCCACGGUUGUUGAGGGACUACAGGUUUGAGCUGGCGCACCCGGGCCAACCGCUCAAGGCCAAUGCGUCUUUCUUUGUGGUGCAAUCAGGAUUGGAGGUGUUUAUCAAGAAGGCUUAGGAAAACCUUCCUUCGUGUGUAACUGGGUGUUGAAGGGGUUAUGUGUACAUAUAUGGUGUCGUUUUCCAGCGUAUUAGUUGCCACCAACUGUUUCACCUGUAUGCAUGGCCCUUGGGGAAAUGAUGAGUGAUCGG
This is a messenger RNA of Podospora pseudocomata, 1721 nucleotides long. RefSeq lists its product as uncharacterized. Gene Ontology annotation, molecular function: iron ion binding; heme binding; monooxygenase activity. Bases 1 to 1587 code for a protein of 528 amino acids. The record is from RefSeq and is a predicted model, not a curated record. The transcript is spliced from 3 exons. NCBI's taxonomy places the organism in Eukaryota, Fungi, Ascomycota, Sordariomycetes, Sordariales, Podosporaceae.